Molecule: messenger RNA, 1179 nt
Organism: Coprinopsis cinerea okayama7#130
Lineage: Eukaryota; Fungi; Basidiomycota; Agaricomycetes; Agaricales; Psathyrellaceae
Exons: 7
Coding region: 1-1179 (392 amino acids)
Cellular component (GO): cytoplasm
Molecular function (GO): oxidoreductase activity
Source: RefSeq, a predicted model, not a curated record
AUGAGUCCCAGCGAAUCAAGGAAAGAGAUUCUCGUCGUCGGGUUUGGAGCGGUCGGUGCUAUCUACUCUUAUAUUCUGAAAAAGAGUGAGAAAGCAAGGAUCAGCGUUGUUGCUAGAAGCAAUUUUGAGGCUGUGGAACGGGACGGGUUGAAUAUCAAGAGUGGAAAGUACGGAGAGAUUAAGGGCUGGAAAGCAGAUGCUGUAUUCAAAUCCGUAGAGGACGCAGCAUCGCGAGCUCCUGCCAGAGGAUACGACUACGUUCUAGUCGCGACGAAAGCCAUCCCUGAGCUUACCACCACACCCCAGCUUCUGCAACCAUUGCUGAGCAGUUCGUACCAGCACCCUCAACCUGUUUACGUUCUCUUCCAGAAUGGACUGGGCGUGGAGAAAGCGUUGUAUGAAGCUGUUAAGGGUGUGAACGAGGGUAAUGGGAAGGAGGGGAAGGAGAAGGAGCCCAAGAUCGUUAGCGCUGCUGUGUGGAUUGGGACUAAUUUGGUUGGGCCGAACCAAGUGCAACAUGGUAACUUUGACCGUGUAACGAUUGGGAUUUAUCGUCACAACGACCGCACGACAACGGUCAACUCCCCAGACGAGCAAGCUAUCUUGGAUGACAUUGGUGGAUUGCUCAAGGACGGAGGGAGCGAGGUGACCAUCGUGCCCGAGAUUCAGAGGAUGAAGUUUGCGAAGAACUUUUGGAAUGUGACGUUCUCGAGUGUCGCGACUUUGACAAGAUAUCCACUCCCGGCGAUCUUUCGUUCACCACCCCCAAAAGAUGGCUCUGUGAAGUACGCGACUGAAUUCUACGCCUCUCCUACAUCGGCCGCUUCCAUCCAGAAACACACAGUCCCGCAGCUCGAAGCCAUCCUCAACGAGCUCCUGGUUCUUGGUAGGGCCCUGGGUUACCCCGAUACUCCUGACUCCCUUCCCUCCUCCCUACCUCGCACUAUCUUGGAGAGCACGAUUAAUAUCCAUGUACAAGCGGACAGCUCGCAUAAGCCGAGUAUGAUGCUCGAUAUGGAGAACGGGUUGCCGCUUGAGGUGGAGGUUAUACUGGGAGAGGUGGUUAGGAUAGCGGCGGAGGUAGGUGUCAGCGUACCGCGAGUGGAACUGCUGUAUGCGCUGUUGUUGGUUGUCCAGAACCAAAUCCUUCGGGUUAGGGAGGAGAGGCAGCAGGCUUAA